AUGAUAAGAGACUUGCAUGCUGCAAAAAGAACAGAAGAUAUUGGUUUGUAUGCUGGAUUUGUAGGCGCUUCAUUUAUGCUUGGUAGAUGCUUGACUUCAACUGCUUGGGGAAUAGCAGCAGAUCGUAUUGGGAGAAAGCCAGUAGUCAUGGUUGGCAUUUUGUCUGUGGUCAUAUUUAAUACCUUGUUUGAGCUUAGCACUAGUUAUUGGAUGGCAAUAGCUACAAGAUUUCUCCUUGGUGCUUUAAAUGGUUUGCUUGGGCCAAUUAAAGCGUAUGCUAUUGAAAUUUGCGGACCUGAACAUGAAGCUCUAGGACUAUCACUUGUCAGCACUGCUUGGUGGAUAGGUCUGAUCAUUGGACCUGCUCUUGGAGGCUACCUCGCACUGGAGACACUACACAAGCAUAAAGUUCAUGAAAAUGAAAAUAAAAUAGUUGAAGCUUUGGAGGCCCAUCUGAUUGACUCCAACGAGAAGGUUGAAAAACUUUCUAGCUUGGAUGGCAAGAAGAGUUUGUUCAAGAAUUGGCCAUUGAUGUCAUCCAUAAUUAUGUAUUGUGUCUUCUCCAUUCAUGAUAUGGCUUAUACAGAGGUCUUCUCUUUAUGGGCUGAAAGUGACAAGAAGUAUGGUGGCCUUAGCUUAUCAUCUCAGGAUGUGGGUCAAGUGCUUUCAAUAACAGGUGUCAGUCUUAUUAUAUAUCAACUCUCUGUAUAUCCUUGGAUUAAUAAAAUUCUUGGACCUGCUAUCAAGUCUUCUCGAAUUGCAGCUAUUACUAUCGUCACAAGCACUUUCAUCCUUCAAAAUAACGCUGUGCCUCAAGAUCAAAGAGGAGCUGCAAAUGGAUUGUCCAUGACAGUAAUGUCCUUAUUCAAGGCAGUCGCUCCUGCUGGGGCUGGCAUUGUGUUUUCCUGGGCACAGAGACGCCAGCAGGCUUUCUUCUUUCCAGGAUUAUCACUCUACUUCCAAUUUUCUUCUGAUUCCACAAUCAAUCCACAUACAGGUGAUCAGAUGGUAUUCUUUCUCCUGAGCGUCGUCGAGUUUCUUGGACUUGUGCUCACAUUCAAGCCCUUUAUGGUCAUGCCAGAGCAGCAAUAUGAUAGGAAUUAG
Molecule: messenger RNA, 1104 nt
Organism: Miscanthus lutarioriparius
Lineage: Eukaryota; Viridiplantae; Streptophyta; Magnoliopsida; Poales; Poaceae
Source: the annotation of a GenBank genome assembly